Molecule: messenger RNA, 3879 nt
Organism: Rangifer tarandus platyrhynchus (Svalbard reindeer)
Lineage: Eukaryota; Metazoa; Chordata; Mammalia; Artiodactyla; Cervidae
Source: the annotation of a GenBank genome assembly
AUGUCCAUUCUGUACGUCUCUCCUCACCCCGAUGCCUUCCCCAGCCUCCGAGCCCUCGUAGCUGCUCGCUACGGGGAAGCUGGGGAGGGCCCGGGAUGGGGAGGAGCCCACCCCCGCAUCUGCCUCCAGCCGCCCCCCGCCAGCCGGACUCCUUUUCCUCCACCCCGUCUGCCAGCCCUGGAACAGGGUCCCGGUGGGCUCUGGGUGUGGGGAGCCACGGCUGUGUCCCAGCUGCUGUGGCCAGCAGGCCUGGGGGGUCCCGGGGGUAGUCGGGCAGCCGUCCUGGUCCAACAGUGGGUCAGUUACGCUGACACCGAGCUAAUACCAGCUGCCUGUGGGGCUACGCUGCCGGCCUUGGGACUCCGAAGCUCGGCCCAAGACCCCCAGGCUGCACUGGCGGCCCUGGGCAGAGCCCUGAGCCCCUUGGAAGAAUGGCUUCGACUGCACACCUACCUAGCUGGGGAGGCCCCAACUCUGGCUGACCUGGCAGCUGUCACGGCUUUGCUGCUGCCUUUCCGUUAUGUCCUGGACCCCUCUGCCCGCCGGAUCUGGGGUAAUGUGACUCGCUGGUUUAUCACAUGUGUUCAGCAGCCAGAAUUCCGGGCCGUACUGGGAGAGGUGGUUCUGUAUUCAGGGGCCAGGUCUCUCUCCCAACAGUCAGGCUCUGAGGUCCCUGCACCCCCAAAGACAGCUGCUCAACUCAAGAAAGAGGCAAAGAAACGGGAGAAACUAGAGAAAUUCCAGCAGAAGCAGAAGGUCCAACAGCAGCAGCCACCCCCUGGGGAGAAGAAACCAAAACCAGAGAAGCGGGAGAAACGGGAUCCUGGGGUCAUUACCUACGAUCUCCCGACCCCACCUGGGGAAAAGAAAGAUGUCAGUGGCACCAUGCCUGACUCCUACAGCCCUCAGUACGUCGAGGCUGCCUGGUACCCUUGGUGGGAGCAGCAGGGCUUCUUCAGGCCUGAGUAUGGGCGUUCCAGCGUGUCAGCACCAAACCCCCGGGGCAUCUUCAUGAUGUGCAUCCCACCCCCCAACGUGACAGGCUCCCUGCACCUGGGCCAUGCGCUCACCAACGCCAUCCAGGACUCCCUGACCCGCUGGCACCGUAUGCGUGGAGAGACCACCCUGUGGAAUCCUGGUUGUGACCACGCGGGCAUUGCCACCCAGGUGGUGGUGGAGAAGAAACUCUGGCGCGAGCAGGGGCUGAGUCGGCACCAACUGGGGCGAGAGGCUUUCCUGCAGGAGGUCUGGAAGUGGAAGGAGGAGAAAGGUGACCGGAUUUACCACCAGCUGAAGAAGCUUGGCAGCUCCUUGGACUGGAAUCGAGCCUGUUUCACCAUGGAUCCUAAACUGUCAGCAGCUGUUACGGAGGCCUUUGUACGGCUCCACGAGGAGGGAGUCAUUUACCGCAGCACCCGCCUUGUCAACUGGUCCUGCACCCUCAACUCUGCCAUCUCUGACAUCGAGGUGGAUAAGAAGGAGCUGACAGGUCGUACCCUGCUCUCCGUACCUGGCUACAAAGAGAAGGUGGAGUUUGGGGUCCUCGUCUCCUUUGCUUACAAGGUCCAAGGCUCAGACAGCGACGAGGAGGUGGUAGUGGCAACAACUCGGAUCGAGACGAUGCUGGGAGAUGUGGCCGUAGCCGUGCACCCCAAAGAUCCCAGAUACCAGCACCUGAAGGGGAAGAGCGUGAUCCACCCAUUUGUGUCUCGGAGCCUCCCUAUCGUCUUUGAUGACUUUGUGGACAUGGAGUUCGGCACAGGCGCGGUGAAGAUCACCCCCGCCCACGACCAGAAUGACUAUGAGGUUGGGCAGCGGCACGGGCUGGAGGCUGUCAGCAUCAUGGAUGCCCGCGGGGCCCUCGUCAACGUGCCUCCACCUUUCCUGGGCCUGCCCAGGUUUGAGGCCAGAAAGGCGGUGCUGGAAGCGCUCAAGGAGCAGGGACUGUUCCGCGGCAUUGAGGACAACCCCAUGGUGGUGCCACUUUGCAACCGCUCCAAGGACGUGGUGGAGCCUCUGCUGCGGCCGCAAUGGUAUGUGCGCUGUGGGGAGAUGGCUCAGGCCGCCAGCGCUGCUGUGACACGGGGUGACCUCCGCAUCCUGCCAGAGGCCCAUCAGCGCACAUGGCACGCCUGGAUGGACAACAUCCGGGACUGGUGUAUCUCCCGGCAGCUGUGGUGGGGCCAUCGCAUCCCAGCCUACUUCAUCACUGUCAAUGACCCCGCCGUGCCCCCAGGGGAGGACCCUGACGGGCGGUACUGGGUGAGCGGGCGCACUGAGGCCGAGGCUCGGGAGAAGGCAGCCAAGGAGUUCGGCGUGUCCCCUGACAAGAUCAGUCUCCAGCAAGGCAAGGCAGGGCCUUGGGGUGGGGGGCAGUGGGGGCCGAUCCUCACCUCUACCCCUCUGACCUCUGAUCUCUGGCCCCCCUCAGAUGAAGAUGUACUGGACACCUGGUUCUCCUCUGGCCUCUUCCCCUUCUCCAUCCUAGGCUGGCCCAACCAGUCAGAAGAUCUGAGUGUGUUCUACCCGGGGACGCUGCUGGAGACAGGCCAUGACAUCCUCUUCUUCUGGGUGGCCAGGAUGGUCAUGCUCGGCCUCAAGCUCACUGGCAAGCUGCCCUUCAAAGAGGUCUACCUCCAUGCCAUCGUGCGGGACGCCCACGGCCGGAAGAUGAGCAAGUCUCUAGGCAAUGUCAUUGACCCCCUCGACGUUAUCCAUGGGGUCUCCCUGCAGGGCCUCCACGACCAGCUACUGAACAGCAACCUGGAUCCCAGCGAGGUGGAGAAGGCGAAAGAGGGGCAGAAGGCAGAUUUCCCAACAGGGAUCCCCGAGUGUGGCACUGAUGCACUCCGGUUUGGACUAUGCGCCUACACGUCCCAGGGCCGUGACAUCAACCUGGAUGUGAACCGGAUAUUGGGGUACCGCCAUUUCUGCAACAAGCUCUGGAAUGCCACCAAGUUUGCCCUCCGUGGCCUUGGGAAGGGUUUCGUGCCCUCACCCACGUCUGAGCCCGGAGGCCACGAGAGCCUGGUGGACCGCUGGAUCCGCAGCCGGCUGACUGAAGCUGUGAGGCUCAGCAACCAAGGUUUCCAAGCCUACGACUUCCCAGCUGUCACCACUGCCCAGUACAGCUUCUGGCUCUACGAGCUCUGCGAUGUCUACCUGGAGUGCCUGAAGCCUGUGCUGAAUGGGGUGGACCAGGCGGCAGCCGAGUGCGCCCGCCAGACCCUCUACACCUGCCUGGACGUGGGCCUGCGGCUGCUCUCACCCUUCAUGCCCUUCGUGACCGAGGAGCUGUUCCAGCGGCUGCCCCGGCGGACGCCACAAGCUCCCCCUAGCCUCUGUGUCACCACCUACCCGGAGCCCUCGGAGUGCUCCUGGAAGGACCCUGAGGCAGAAGCUGCCUUUGAGUUGGCCCUGAGCAUCACUCGAGCUGUGCGCUCCCUGCGUGCCGACUACAAUCUCACCCGGAUCCGGCCCGACUGUUUCCUGGAAGUGGCUGACGAGACCACAGGUGCUCUGGCAUCGGCGGUGUCGGGCUAUGUGCAGACGCUGGCCAGCGCGGGGAUCGUGGCUGUCCUGGCGCUGGGGGCUUCUGCACCCCAGGGCUGCGCUGUGGCCCUGGCCUCUGACCGCUGCUCCGUCCACCUGCAGCUGCAGGGGCUAGUAGACCCAGCCCGGGAGCUGGGCAAACUGCAGGCCAAGCGUGACGAGGCGCAGCGGCAGGCCCAGCGUCUGCGGGAGCGCCGCGCCACCUCAGGCUACACUGUCAAGGUGCCCCUCAAAGUCCAGGAGGCAGAUGAAACCAAGCUCCAGCAGACAGAAGCAGAGCUCAGGAAGGUUGAUGAAGCCAUCGCCCUAUUUCAGAAGAUGCUGUGA